AAGGGAGCAGAUGUUUUUACUGCAAAAGUUAAUAUUGAAGUACAACAUGCCAAAGAAACUGUGAUUGCGGCUAUAGAACGAAAUGGUGGAGUUAUAACAAAUGCAUAUUAUGAUGUCGAAAGCUUAGUAGCUAUUAUAAAUCCUCAGAAAUAUUUUGAAAAAGGAAAACCUAUACCACAUCGUAAAUUACCCCCAGAAGAUGCAAUACCUUUUUAUACUGAUCCAAAAUGUCGUGGUUACCUUGCUGAUCCAGAGAAAAUAGCUGAUGAGAGAUUAGCUCUAGCUCAAAAAUAUGGUUAUAUAUUGCCAGAUAUAAGUAAAGAUCCAGAGUUUGAGAUGCUGACAACUCGAAAGGAUCCUAGACAAGUAUUUUUUGGUUUAGAACCUGGUUGGUUGAUUAAUUUAAAAGAUAGUACAAUCCUAAGGCCUACAGAUGAAGUGUUAAAAGCUUAUUAUAAAUCAUAAUGAAAGCAUUACUUGUUGUUAAUUAUUUUUAUGUAUUUUAAGACAGUCAAAUAAAGAACUCACUUUAGUGACUUGGAA
This is a messenger RNA of Stegodyphus dumicola, 543 nucleotides long. RefSeq names its product mitochondrial ribosomal protein L15 (gene mRpL15). Gene Ontology annotation, molecular function: structural constituent of ribosome. Lineage: Eukaryota; Metazoa; Arthropoda; Arachnida; Araneae; Eresidae. The record is from RefSeq and is a predicted model, not a curated record. Gene Ontology annotation, cellular component: mitochondrial large ribosomal subunit. Gene Ontology annotation, biological process: translation.